Messenger RNA from Salmo salar (Atlantic salmon), 1219 nucleotides. NCBI's taxonomy places the organism in Eukaryota, Metazoa, Chordata, Actinopteri, Salmoniformes, Salmonidae. The record is from RefSeq and is a predicted model, not a curated record.
GUACCUGUUUGCUCUCCAGAUAAAGCAUGAUUUGGCGUGUGGACGUCUGACCUGCAACGACACCAGUGCUGCUCUGCUGGUCUCACAUAUCGUCCAGUCUGAGAUCGGGGACUUUGAUGAGGUCCAGAGUUUUCAACACCUUCUUCACAACAAGUACAUGCCGAACCAGGACGCCCUGAUGGACAAGAUCACAGAGUACCACCGCAAGCAUGUAGGCCAGACGCCAGCCGAGUCGGACCAUCAGCUGUUGGAGAUCUCCCGGCGCUUGGAGAUGUACGGAGUCAGACUCCAUCCUGCUAAGGACCGAGAGGGGACCAAGCUCAGUCUGGCUGUGUCUCAUAUUGGACUGCUUCUGUUUCAGGGGGGGGACACUAGGAUCAAUACUUUUAACUGGUCUAAAGUCCGCAAGCUGAGCUUCAAGAGGAAGCGUUUCCUCAUCAAACUCAGACCAGACCUCAAUCAGAGUGGAUACCAGGACACCCUGGAGUUUGCGAUGGGCAGUCGAGACUGCAGUAAGAUCUUCUGGAAAAUAUGUGUGGAGUAUCACGCCUUCUUCAGACUGUUUGAGGAACCCAAACCCAAACCCAAAGCCGUUCUCUUCACCAGAGGCUCCUCCUUCAGGUUUAGCGGUCGGACACAGAAGCAGGUUUCUGAUUACGUCAAGGACUCAGAGUUUCAAAAGGUCCCGUUUGAAAGGAAACACAGUAAGAAGGUGUCCUGCGGCAGCCUGACCCCCCAGGAUGGAAAGACAUCCACACUACCACCAGAGACUGUCUCAGUGGACCAGACAGACUCUCCUCUCAGGUCGACCCUCCAGGCCCCGGGGGACGACCCCACGGUGACCAACGGCCACCAGGCUGGACCGGAGGCCCUACCCUCCUCCACCAGCCAUCCAGAGCAGCAGAUCUCAGGUGUGAUCUCGGGCAUCUCUGAUCUCUCGGACUCCACCUUGGCCAACCCUUCAGUGGUGGUGAACGGGCAGAAACCCUUUCCCCUCGGCCCGGGUCAGAGCCCCAACGUGCACCAGCCCUCGCCCUUCAACGCCCAUUCCUCGCCCCUCUCAUCCCCCCUGUUCACCGACGCUGGUGGCUACGUCCGUACGGAUGACGAGGACGAGGUUCGGAGGAAGAAGUUCCCAACUGACAAGGCCUACUUCAUCGCCAAGGAGCUUCUCACCACAGAGAGAACCUUUCAGAAGGACCUGGCAGUUAUAACCGUG